Molecule: messenger RNA, 1701 nt
Organism: Penicillium odoratum
Lineage: Eukaryota; Fungi; Ascomycota; Eurotiomycetes; Eurotiales; Aspergillaceae
Exons: 4
Coding region: 1-1701 (566 amino acids)
Molecular function (GO): heme binding; iron ion binding; monooxygenase activity
Source: RefSeq, a predicted model, not a curated record
AUGGAAAUCUUCUCUUUGCAGAUGAGUAAUGUUCUUACGGGAGGGCCGGCAGAGGCUCGGAUCUUCCCUUCCCUCGCCUUUCUGGGUCUGGCUUCUCAUCUUUUCUUUAUUCGUCAUCGGAAUGUCGACCGCUUGGUAGGGACAGGCUUUAUUCCAUAUCUUUUCGUCCAAUUUGGGUUUUGGCUAUUGUUGUCCAUCUGGAGUGGUCCUUCCCAGUCAGUGACCUUUCUUUGGCUUGCCAAUGCAGCUUUCUUUGCACCACUAUUUGCUAGCAUCUCUGUCUAUCGUCUGUUUUUUCAUCCAUUAAGAUCAUUCCCUGGUCCUAGAGUGGCGCGGUUAACAACAUGGUGGGGGGUUGGUAAGCUUGCGAUGGGAGAGCAGAGGUACCAACACCACCAUGAGCUACACCGCCGAUAUGGAAAAAUAGUACGGAUAGCACCCAACUACUUGUCCAUCAAUAGCCAAGAAGCUGUUGCGGUCAUUUAUGGCCCUGGUACCAAGUGCGAGAAGUCGAAUACGUUCUACGGCUUACGUGAUGCAAAGAGUCUGCAGCUUGAGACUGAAUUUACGAAACAUCGAGCCCGUAGACCGGCGUGGGACAAGGCCUUGAGCGCCAAAAAAGCUGACUAUCAUGGGGGCCUUCUAGGAUGCGUGGAAUAUGUUCCUAAGCUAUACCGUCUGACCGAUUUGAUGAUUGACUGUAUCACCAAAGCAGACGGGAAAGACGAGAGAGGCGUUCUAAUCAAUCACUGGCUGAAAUGCUUUGUCUUCGAUAUGGUGGGCGAUUUGGGAUACAGCAAAUCAUAUGGAUGUCUAGAUUCUGGCAAAAUUCAUCAAGGACUUUUGGAGGUAGAGAAGUUUUUGGCAACAGGAGUGUUGCUGGCGCCACUUCCGUGGCUAGUGAGAAUCAUAACCAGUCUUCCUGGCUUGCCAGCCCCGAUGCAGGGUCUUAAAGACUUCGCAACACUUAGCUUGGCCGAGCGGAAGGCUGCCAAAAUAGACUCGCCGGACGUGUUGUCUUACGUCUUCCGGGGCAAAAAAACCUUGACCCCCGAGGAAGAAAUCGAGGAUACCAUGAUGUUGCAGAUUGCCGCUGGCGACACGACGCUCUCUGCCUUGACCUUCGCCAUGUAUCAUCUUGCGAUCAAUCCAGAAAUCCAACUCGCCCUUCGCAAAGAGAUUGUGAAUCAUGCAGAUCCCGCCAACUUGGCUUUUGAAGCGUUGCAAGACCUUCCGUUGUUGGAAAGCGUCAUUAAUGAGACCCUCAGAGUCCACCCAGCCGUACCAUCCGGCUUACCACGCUUAACUCCUCCAGAGGGCGUCUACAUUGAAGGCAUACAUAUCCCUGGUAAUACCACCGUCAGCUGUCCAACUUGGACUAUUCAACAUAGCCCCGAAAACUUCACCGACCCAAGCACCUGGAAUCCAUUCCGCUGGAUCGACCACCUAGAAACCCAUAACUCGAAAGCUUUCAUUCCAUUUAGUGUGGGCCCAUUCAACUGUGUGGGUAAAGCCUUUGCUUACAUGGAGAUGAAACAAGUCCUUGCCAGGCUGGUGACUACCUUUGAAUUUCAGCUGGGACCAACGGAAGAUGGAACCAGUCUGAUCAACGAAAGUCAAGACCAUACAGCCAUGGCCUGUGCCCCUUUAUGGUUAAAGAUGAAUGCAAUAGUCCGGAAAGAUAAGUAUGUGGAACCUUGA